This is a messenger RNA of Saccharomycodes ludwigii, 1131 nucleotides long. RefSeq names its product DNA-(apurinic or apyrimidinic site) lyase APN1 (gene APN1). Gene Ontology annotation, cellular component: mitochondrion; nucleus. The record is from RefSeq and is a predicted model, not a curated record. Gene Ontology annotation, biological process: base-excision repair. Bases 1 to 1131 code for a protein of 376 amino acids. Gene Ontology annotation, molecular function: DNA-(apurinic or apyrimidinic site) endonuclease activity; phosphoric diester hydrolase activity; DNA binding. Lineage: Eukaryota; Fungi; Ascomycota; Saccharomycetes; Saccharomycodales; Saccharomycodaceae. The transcript has a single exon.
AUGCCUAAAGCCUCCUCCACUAAAACUGCUAUCAAAUUUACCAGAUCAACGACAUCUAAGUUUAAAUUUGGAGCACAUGUUAGCGCAAGCGGGGGCAUUUCAAAAAGUGUUACCAAUGCUUUCAAUAUAGGCUGUAAUUCGUUUGCUAUGUUUUUGAAAUCGCCUAGGAAAUGGUCGGCUCCACCAUUCACAACUGAAGAAAUUAAUAAAUUUAGACAAAAUUGUAUUGAAUUGAAGUAUGACCCUUUAACCGAUAUUUUACCUCACGGUCAAUAUAUGAUCAACUUAGCCAACCCAGAUAAGGAAAAAGCUGAAAAAAGUUUUGAAAGUUUUCUUGAUGAAUUAAGAAGAUGUGAAGAAUUGGGUAUAGGUCAUUAUAAUUUUCAUCCUGGGUCCUCAUUAUCCAGUGGUGAUCACGAAAAACAAUUAAAACAACUGGCAAACUAUAUUAACAUAGCUCAUGAGAAAACUUCGUUUGUCAAAACCGUUAUUGAAAAUAUGGCUGGAACCGGGAAUCUAGUUGGCAGUGACCUAAAUGACAUCCGUAAAGUUAUUGAACUGGUUAAAAAUAAAGAUAGAGUAGGGGUUUGCAUUGAUACAUGCCACACUUUUGCAGCUGGCUACGAUAUUGGCACUGAACAAUCUUUCUAUAAUUUUAUGAAUGAAUUCAACCAAAUAAUUGGUCAGGAAUACCUAAUGGGGAUUCACUUAAACGAUUCUAAGGCUCCUCUUGGUGGAAAUAGAGAUUUGCAUGAAAAAAUAGGUCAAGGCUAUAUUGGAUUAGAAGUUUUCAAGGCAGUUGCUCAUUGUGAUUUAUUAUGUGGAAUACCAAUAAUUUUGGAAACUCCACAAGAGAAAGACGAAGGUUAUGGUGAAGAAAUUAAAUUGCUAGAAUGGUUAGAAGAAAUUGGGGAUAAACCGGAGGAAGGAAUGGAGGAGGAAAAUGAAAAGGAUAAUAAACUAUUGCAAGAUAAAAUUGUUUAUUUACAAAAAUUGGGUGAAAACUCCAGAAAAAAACAAAUGGAAUUAUUUGAAAAGAAGAAGAAUGGUAAAGAUAACAAGGCCAAAAAGAAGCGCAGUAAUAAUGAUGAUGACAUUAUAACUAAAUUAGCAAAAAAGGUGAAGAGAUAG